AUGGAACCUUCACAGCCUGCAACGCCGAGUAAAACAGCCGGUACCCCUAAUCCAAAACCACUUACUCCAGAGCAAAUCCAGCGUAUAGAAUUAAACCGCUUGAAAGCAAAGGCUCUUCGUGAACAGCGAGAGGCCGAAGCACGAAACCGCGGCACUGGUGGCUCUGUUGUAGCUGGGCAGAAGAGGCCCAUAUCCUCCGUACUCUCGCCAUCCAAAACGCCAGCCAACCUUCGAGAUGGACGAAAUAACCCGUCCACGACAGGUGAACGGCCACUAGAUACUAUACGGCCUGUACGGGCAUUCGCCAAAUAUGUAGAGUACGACUUUAGCAAGAUGACAGAUACCAAGGGUGGAUUCCUGACUGCCGAUGAUGAUCCUCACAACAAGGCUCUAUACUCCAAGGAUCAAGAUGGAAAGCCGGCUCAUAUGACUCAACGAGACUGGGAGCGGUAUCAGCAACUACAGGCUGCUCGGAAAGAUCCUCAUGGGCCCUUUGCUCCAGGGGCCACAGCACAGGACUCUGGGAAGCAGAAGAAGUGUCGGGAAUGCGGUACCGUGGACAUCGACUGGAAAUGGGACGAAGUCUUCAAAUGUUCGAUUUGCAGUGUUUGCAAGGAGAAGUUCCCUGAGAAGUACAGCUUACUCACAAAGACAGAAGCAAAGGAAGACUAUCUCCUCACUGACCCUGAACUCAAAGAUGAAGAACUGCUCCCUCACCUAGAGCGGCCGAACCCGCAUAAGUCAACAUGGAACAACAUGAUGCUCUUCCUCCGGUUCCAGGUAGAAGAGUACGCCUUUUCGGCGAAAAAAUGGGGGUCCCCCGAAGGCCUUGAUGCCGAGUUCGAACGGCGGGAAGCCGACAAAAAGAAACGAAAAGAAGCACAGUUCAGGACCAAGCUGAAAGAACUGAAGAAACGCACCCAGUUCGAGGCGCAUCGCAGGAACAGGGAGGGCGGCGGCGGUUCGUUUGGCGAUACCCUCGGUGGCCGCCAGAGGCACGUCCAUCAAUGGGGGAGGCCAGUAGACAACGCCGAGACGGGCAUGAGCGUCAAGACCUGCGUCGACUGCGGCAUGGAGGUAGAAGAGAUAGUAUUCUAA
Molecule: messenger RNA, 1098 nt
Organism: Trichophyton benhamiae CBS 112371
Lineage: Eukaryota; Fungi; Ascomycota; Eurotiomycetes; Onygenales; Arthrodermataceae
Exons: 3
Coding region: 1-1098 (365 amino acids)
Biological process (GO): nucleotide-excision repair, DNA damage recognition; UV-damage excision repair; base-excision repair
Cellular component (GO): nucleotide-excision repair factor 1 complex
Molecular function (GO): damaged DNA binding
Source: RefSeq, a predicted model, not a curated record